UUCAGGAACUAAUUGAGCCAAAGUAAGUCCUGGUCGAUCGAAGAUGACUGCUGGGGAGAUUUCUCGACAAGAGAGCGCGAAAGCAGUGAAUGAGAUUAUUGCUCGCUUAAUCAAAGCCCAUCGAGAGGGAAAAGACGUCGAUUUGAAUCGUCUUAAAAGCAAAGUUUCGUCAAUCUUUUCAUUAAGUCGUCAACCGAAGUUAGUUGAAAUCAUCGCUGCAGUGCCUGUGGAACAUAGGAAUUGGUUAGUGCCGAAACUGAAGGCUAAGCCAAUUCGAACAGCUAGUGGCAUUGCUAUUAUUGCCGUCAUGUGUAAACCUCAUCGUUGUCCUCACAUCAAUUUUACAGGUAAUAUUUGUGUAUAUUGUCCUGGCGGACCAGAUUCUGACUUCGAAUACAGUACCCAGUCCUACACGGGUUAUGAGCCGACCUCGAUGCGAGCAAUCCGUGCGCGCUACAAUCCUUUUUUGCAAACAAGAAGUCGAGUAACUCAGCUCAUGCAGCUCGGACAUGAUGUUGACAAAGUAGAAUUCGUAGUAAUGGGAGGUACUUUCAUGUCACUACCAGAUGAUUAUCGGGAUUAUUUCAUUCGAAAUCUUCACGACGCAUUGACUGGUCAUACUAGUAAUAGUGUGUCUGAGGCAGUAGAAUUCAGUGAACGAAGCCGAGUGAAAUGUAUUGGCAUAACGAUCGAAACGAGACCUGAUUAUUGUUUACCGAAACACUUGGAUGAAAUGUUGAGCUAUGGUUGUACAAGGCUAGAAAUUGGUGUUCAAUCAGUAUACGAAGAUAUUGCCAGGGACACGAAUAGAGGCCAUACUGUGAAAGCAGUAUGUGAAUGUUUUAAAAUGGCGAAAGACACAGGUUAUAAGGUGGUAAUACAUAUGAUGCCCAAUCUCCCUAAUGUUGGAAUUGAACGAGACAUGGAACAAUUUAUCGAGCUUUUUGAAAACCCGGAAUUUCGACCAGAUGGCCUCAAAUUAUAUCCAACGUUGGUUAUUCGUGGCACUGGCUUAUAUGAAUUAUGGAGGACGGGACGUUAUAAAAGUUAUCCACCAGAGGUUUUGGUAGAUUUGACGGCCCGUAUUCUGGCUUUGGUUCCUCCGUGGACUCGUGUUUAUCGUGUACAACGUGACAUACCAAUGCCGCUUGUGACUAGUGGAGUGCAGUAUGGGAAUCUCCGUGAACAUGCUCUUGCACGUAUGAAGCAGCUUGGUACUGCAUGUCGGGAUGUUAGGACGCGCGAAGUUGGGAUUCAGGAAAUACAUAACAAGGUCCGUCCUUAUCAAGUUGAGCUGAUUCGUAGGGACUAUGUCGGUAAUGGUGGAUGGGAGACGUUUCUUUCUUACGAAGAUCCAGAACAGGAUAUUUUGGUUGGCCUGCUAAGAUUGCGAAAGUGUGCCGACAAAAUUCAUCGGUCGGAGUUGAAGGGUGGAGUAUCGAUCGUUCGUGAGUUGCAUGUUUAUGGCUCGGUAGUGCCCGUAUCAGCUCGAGAUCCAUCCAAAUUCCAGCAUCAAGGAUUCGGACAACUGUUAAUGGAAGAAGCAGAACGAAUUGCGAAAAAUGAACAUUGUAGCAAAAAAUUAGCAGUUAUUUCUGGUGUAGGUACAAGGAAUUAUUAUCGGAAAAUGGGAUACAAACUGGAUGGUCCUUAUAUGUCGAAAUCAAUAUAAUCUUCACUUUCUACGUUAUAAUCUUCAGUCUUUGAUCUAUCGUAAAUAUCAUCAUUGCGGUUUAUGUUUAUGAAUACAAUUUUCGAUGUAGUUAUAAUUUUUCGAAAUUAUUUCUUCAAACUUCUAAAGGAAUUAUAGUACUUACCUUUAAUAUGUAUUUUUGUGUUCAGUUAUGGUUUGUCAUCGUAAAGAUGAUUUUGAUUCGUACUGCUGUUCCGUUAUCUUGCUGUGCUCUGGGUGCGUAGAGUUACUCAGGAUUCGAUGGAUUUUGUUUGAUGAAGUUCACCAAUUGCAUAUUAUUAUAUCUCGCCGCUUAAGUACAAUUUAUUGCCCACUGAUAAAGGAUUCUGGAG
Messenger RNA from Loa loa (African eye worm), 2025 nucleotides. Its product is annotated as elongator complex protein 3. The record is from RefSeq and is a predicted model, not a curated record. The transcript is spliced from 11 exons. NCBI's taxonomy places the organism in Eukaryota, Metazoa, Nematoda, Chromadorea, Rhabditida, Onchocercidae. Bases 44 to 1672 code for a protein of 542 amino acids. Gene Ontology annotation, cellular component: cytoplasm; nucleus; elongator holoenzyme complex. Gene Ontology annotation, biological process: tRNA wobble base 5-methoxycarbonylmethyl-2-thiouridinylation. Gene Ontology annotation, molecular function: acyltransferase activity, transferring groups other than amino-acyl groups; iron-sulfur cluster binding.